This is a messenger RNA of Molossus molossus (Pallas's mastiff bat), 1499 nucleotides long. It is a transcript of the gene ALDH8A1, whose product is annotated as aldehyde dehydrogenase 8 family member A1. Bases 21 to 1334 code for a protein of 437 amino acids. Gene Ontology annotation, biological process: retinoic acid metabolic process. NCBI's taxonomy places the organism in Eukaryota, Metazoa, Chordata, Mammalia, Chiroptera, Molossidae. The record is from RefSeq and is a predicted model, not a curated record. The transcript has 6 exons. Gene Ontology annotation, molecular function: retinal dehydrogenase (NAD+) activity.
AAGGCAGGAGUUUUCUUACUAUGGCUGGAACAAAGACACUUUUGAUGCUGGAAAACUUCAUAGAUGGAAAAUUCUUCCCUUGUAACUCGUAUAUAGAUUCCUACGAUCCCUCUACAGGGGAGGUGUACUGCAGGGUGCCCAACAGUGGGGAAGAAGAGGUCGAGGCUGCGGUGGAGGCCGCCAGAGCCGCCUUCCCGGGCUGGUCGUCCCGCAGCCCAAAGGAACGCUCGCUCGUGCUGCGACGGCUGGCGGACUUGCUGGAACAGUCCCUGGAGGAGCUGGCUCAGGCCGAAUCCAAGGACCAAGGGAAAACCAUAACACUGGCAAGAACCCUGGACAUCCCCCGGUCUGUAGAGAACUUUCGUUUCUUUGCCUCCUCCAUCCUGCACCACACGUCAGAGUGCACCCAGAUGGACCACCUGGGCUGUCUGCACUACACCGUGCGGGCCCCCAUGGGCAUCGGAGUCCCACCAGGGGUGGUAAAUAUUGUGUUCGGAACAGGGCCCAGGGUAGGUGAGGCCCUGGUGUCCCACCCGGAGGUGCCGGUCAUCUCCUUCACUGGGAGCCAGCCCACAGCCGAGCGGAUCACGCAGUUGAGUGCUCCCCACUGCAAGAAGCUCUCCCUGGAGCUGGGGGGCAAGAAUCCUGCCAUCGUCUUUGAGGAUGCCAACCUGGAGGAGUGUAUUCCAACCACCGUCAGGUCUAGUUUUGCCAACCAGGGGGAAAUCUGCCUCUGUACCAGCAGGAUCUUCGUCCAGAAGAGCAUCUACAGUGAAUUUCUAAAGAGGUUUGUAGAAGCUGCCAGGCUGUGGAAAGUGGGCCUUCCCUCCGACCCGUCGGCCAGCAUGGGAGCUCUGAUAAGCAAAGCUCAUCUGGAGAAAGUCAGAAGUUACAUCAAGAAAGCUCGUGCUGAAGGGGCCCAAAUUCUGUGCGGUGAGGGUGUGGAUAAGUUGAGUCUUCCCUCCAGGAAUCAGGGAGGCUAUUUUAUGCCUCCCACCGUGAUAACAGACAUUAAGGACGAAUCCUGCUGCAUGAAGGAAGAGAUAUUUGGUCCGGUGACGUGUGUUGUCCCCUUUGAUAGCGAAGAGGAAGUGAUUAAAAGAGCCAACAGUGUUAAAUAUGGGCUGGCAGCGACCGUGUGGUCAAGCAAUGUGGGGCGUGUCCACCGGGUGGCUAAGAAGUUGCAGUCAGGCUUGGUCUGGACCAACUGCUGGCUCAUCAGGGAGCUGAACCUUCCCUUCGGGGGGAUGAAGAGUUCUGGAAUAGGUAGAGAAGGAGCCAAAGACUCUUACGAAUUCUUCACUGAAAUCAAAACCAUCACCAUUAAGCACUGACCGUGGACAGUGGAGAAACUGUUAUGGUCAAUGCCUGGCUACCGACAAUCAGUGGUCCAAUGUGAUGAAUGAAAAUUCCAUCCAGGUCUUGACUCGGCAGGUUAUUGCUAGCUUAUCCUCGGUAGUUAAUAUUUGUACCCGCUUGGUGAAGAGAUGCUAUCUAUU